Molecule: messenger RNA, 2759 nt
Organism: Artibeus jamaicensis (Jamaican fruit-eating bat)
Lineage: Eukaryota; Metazoa; Chordata; Mammalia; Chiroptera; Phyllostomidae
Gene: SYAP1
Product: synapse associated protein 1
Exons: 9
Coding region: 157-1212 (351 amino acids)
Cellular component (GO): cytoplasm; synapse
Source: RefSeq, a predicted model, not a curated record
CGAGUUGCCAUAGAGGCGGAGAGAAGGAUAGACUAGCUGUUCUGGGGUCGCACUUCCGGCCAUCUCCCGGGGAGACGUGCUUUGUGGAGUCGGGAGUAGGUGGCAGCCGCUGGAGUCUCCGGUGACUGGGACCGCGGCGGCGGCCCCGCGGGCGGGAUGUUCCGGGGUUUCAGUACUUGGUUUGGCCAGCAGCAGCCGGCAGGGGGUGGCCGCCAGUCCGAGGGAGACGAGCAGCUUGAGCGAGACGCUGCACCCGAGCCGCACUCCGAGGCGGUGGCGGAGUCGGCUGAGAAGGAGCUCCUUCACCAGGCCAAAGGCCUGGGCGACUAUCUAUUUAACUUCGCAACCGCUGCUACAAAGAAGAUAACUGAAUCAGUUGCUGAAACAGCACAAUCGAUAAAGAAAUCAGUUGAAGAAGGAAAGAUAGAUGACAUCAUUGAUAAGACUAUUAUAGGUGAUUUUCACAAGGAACAGAAGAAAUUUGUUGAGGAGCAGCAAACAAAGAAAUCAGAAGCAGCAGUGCCCCCAUGGGUUGAUAGUAGUGAUGAAGAAACAAUUCAACAACAAAUUUUGGCCUUAUCAGCUGACAAGAGGAACUUCCUCCGUGACCCUCCGAUUGGUGUGCAGUUUCAUUUUGACUUUGAUCAGAUGUACCCUGUUGCCCUAGUCAUGCUCCAAGAGGACGAACUGCUGAGCAGGAUGAGAUUCGCUCUUGUUCCUAAACUCGUGAAGGAAGAAGUGUUUUGGAGGAACUACUUUUACCGAGUGUCCCUGAUUAAGCAGUCGGCCCAGCUCACAGCCCUGGCCGCCCAGCAGCAGGCUGCUGCCGCCAGAAAGGAAAAGAGCCACAGCAGAGAGGAUACACUGCCGCUGACAGAGGCAGUACGGCCCAAAACACCACCUGUUGUAAUCAAAUCUCAUCUUAAAACUCAAGAGGAUGAAGAGGAGAUCUCCACCAGCCCAGGUGUUUCUGAGUUUGUCAGUGAUGCCUUCGAUGCCUGUAACAUAGAUCAGGAGGAUCUGAGGAAGGAAAUGGAGCAGCUGGUGCUCGACAAAAAGCGGGAGGAGACAACCACAGUGGAAGAGGAUUCUACAGAUUGGGAAAAAGAACUACAGCAGGAGCUUCAAGAAUACGAAGUGGUGACAGAAUCAGAGAGACGAGAUGAAAACUGGGACAAGGAAAUAGAGAAGUUGCUGCAGGAGGACGAUUAACUGCUCACUGAAAGAAAAGAACAGUCCUUAACAUUCUGUAACUGACAUUAAAGUCUUGAUGAUAACACUCUGAAUCAAAAGGCACAAAAGAGUAUAACUUUAUGAAACUCAGAAUUAUUCUUUUUUCACGUUGAAACUUGCCUCUUUAAAAAAAAUCAAGAGAGCAUUUACUCUAAUCAAAAAGGGAUGCUUAAUAUUUCUUUCAUAUAAAUCUAGCUAGAGAUAUUCUUAUAGUCGGUAUGGGUAUCUUAGCCACAGAAACACGAAUACAAUUUUUAGAAUUCUGUUUUCCGUGAGGUCCACAAUAUAUUCUUCAAUUGUGGUUUUCUAAACAUUUGUACUUCUUGUUGCACUUUUGUUGAUACAUGUACUUUAAAGUGUUUAAUGGAUUGAUAGCUAUCAAAAUGACCAAACUGUACCAAAGAACUCAAGAGGAAGCACUUUCAGAACUGUUUUCUUGGCAUUUUCUACAAUUCCAUCUGGAAGCCAAAAGAGAAAAUAAUUGUAGAUUUUAAUGGUAUAAACAUCACACAAUUUGACAUGGAGAAGUACUGUGCAAAAAUAUUGUUCUUUGGGGGUCUUUUCUUUCUCAUUUUUUUUUUUGUUUUUAACCAUACCACAUUCAAUAAUACUAUUUUCCUAAAUAUUACAUCAUGGCUUUUGUAAAAAGCUGGGCCUGUCAUCCUUUUUUGUAUUAAUGACUGUCAAAGGCCUAUUCAACUUAAAGUCUCUUGUUUCAAUUGCCAUCACAUAUAAAUAGCUUUGUUUGUCUUAACUGUCUUUAUAAAAUUAUGUUCCUCUGAGUACAAACUUACGAAAUGUCAUUGAUCAGUCCUACUUGCAUUCUGCUAAACUGGACGAUGGUUAUUUUCAAAGAACAGGGUAGCAUAACUUCCAAGGCAUUCAUUUCUUGAACCUUAAGUUUUAAGGAGCUUUUAUUUCAUAAAAGGGGAUAGAAUUAAGAUAAUUCUUUAUAAGAAAAUGUACAUAUUUUAUUCUUGGCCCCAUAAAAAUUAGUCUAUGGUUCUUUGACAAAGGUAUAGUCAAUGACAGAACUGAGUGUGGGCCUGAGUGUUCAUUACUCUUACGUUUGUAGUUUGGGAUGCAGCCAUGUGAGUGAGCCAGACCGUCCCCGGCGAGGAUGACCUGGAUUGUAGCAGUAAACUCACGUGCUCAUGAAACCACUGACCCCAUUAUCAGGAGGUCGCCACUGCGGUGCCACAGUUGCAAAGGACUGAGUGUGGGCUCAGAGGUGAUACCUGGUCACUCCUGAAAUAACCCUAGUGAAGGGGAAGAUUUGUUGGACAGCAUUUGCUGGAGGGAAAGAAACACAUGAAAUGCUUUUAAGUUGCUAAAAAUCCUACAUGUAAGCAGAUCAUGGGGUGACAGCACUCAGCUCUUAGCCCAUGCACUAAAAUUAAGUUAAACACCUAAAAUGACAAUGGAACUAUAUUGAUUGUUGUUACAUCAAUUUUACAUGAUAUUCAUUGCAUUUAAAAACAACCUAAUUGUGUAUUGCCUCGUGAAAAUAAAAGGAUAAAGUAAGA